UUCUCAUUAAAAUGCUUCAGUGACCCUCGGACUCGAACCUUUGUGCACAGUCACGUGGUUUCACGCUUUCUCCUCUGGACCGGUUCAAACCGACAGAAAUCGACGGAGCUUCAGUUGCGGAAGCUGCGGGGACGAAGGAGACCUCCGCCCCGCGCAGAGCCAGUGAACCAGCGGCCCCUGCUCUCAUCCUCCCCCGGUAUGUCCGCUGUCUUUGUGCCGAGGACCCACCGCUUCCUCCGGCACGUUCUCCCCGGGCUGCCCGCCGCCAUGCAGCGGCUCUACAGCCUGGAUGUCACCGCUCCGCUGCUCCGGACGCAGGGCUACGUGGACGGCCGCUGGAUCUCCGCGGCCUCGGUGUUCCCCGUCCUGGACCCGGCCACCGGGCAGGAGAUCGCCCGGGUGGCGGACUGCGGCCCCGCGGAGGCCAAGCGGGCGGUGGACGCUGCCUACAAGGCGUCUGACAGCUGGAGGCGGCACACGGCCAAGGAGCGGAGCAUCCUGCUGAGGAAGUGGUUCGACCUGAUGACGCUGCAUAAACAAGACCUCGCCAAACUGAUCACGUUUGAAUGUGGUAAACCGAUGGCGGAGUCUCUCGGGGAGAUCUCAUACUCCGCCUCCUUCCUAGAGUGGUUCUCAGAGGAGGCUCGGCGAGUUUACGGCGACAUCGUCUCCUCACCGUUUAAGGACAGGAAGCUCUUCCUCCUCAAACAGCCGGUGGGCGUCAGCUCCAUCAUCACACCGUGGAACUUCCCCAGCGCCAUGAUCACCAGGAAGGUGGGAGCCGCUCUGGCCGCCGGCUGCACGGUGGUGGUCAAACCGGCGGAGGACACGCCGCUGUCUGCGCUCGCUCUGGCCGAGCUAGCGGAGCAGGCGGGGAUCCCGGCGGGUGUGUUUAACGUGGUCCCUUGUUCCAGAGAGAGGACUCCGGCGGUCGGGGAGGUUCUUUGCACCGACCCCCUGGUGGCAAAAGUCUCCUUCACCGGCUCCACAGCCACCGGCAAAGUGUUGCUGAAAAUGGCCGCCGACACAGUGAAGAAGACGUCCAUGGAGCUGGGUGGCCACGCCCCUUUCAUCGUGUUCGACAGCGCUGACGUCGACAAGGCAGUGGGCGGAGCCAUGGGCUCCAAGUUUAGGAACUCCGGACAGACGUGUGUGUGUUCAAACCGGUUCCUGGUCCAGAGCGGUGUCUACGAUCACUUCAUGGAGAAACUGGGCCGAGCGAUGGACGCCGAGCUCCGUCUGGGUCACGGCUCGGAGCCCGACACCACCCAGGGGCCGCUCAUCAACACCAGAGCUGCAGAGAAGGUGGUCCACCAGAUAUCUGAUGCCGUGUCUCGGGGAGCGAAGGUGUUGAGGGGAGGGAAGCGUCUGGACGGGUCCUUCAUGGAACCGACUCUGCUCGCUGACGUCACCACAGACAUGAUCUGCACCAAAGAGGAAACGUUCGGCCCGCUGCUGCCGGUCAUCAGGUUUGAUACCGAGGACGAGGCGCUGGCCGUCGCUAACGCGUCUAACGUUGGACUUGCAGGUUAUUUCUACUCGCAGGACAUCAGUCAGAUCUGGCGGGUGGCCGAGGCGUUGGAGGUGGGGAUCGUGGGAGUGAAUGAGGGCCUGUUGUCCACCCCGGAGUGCACCUUCGGCGGGGUCAAACAGUCCGGUUUGGGCCGCGAGGGCUCCAAGUACGGAAUCGAAGAGUAUUUGGACGUCAAGUACAUGUGUCUGGGAGGCCUCAAACUCUGAACCAGGAGGCAGCGACACGCUCGUCCAGCAUGAUCCGUAGAUCCAGGUUGGAAAUAACAGAUUUUUAAUGUGAACGCUCCUGAUGACAUAAAAUAUAAAACAGAGUCGAGCGAAAUAUUUUUUUGAAAAAUAUCUUUUGCAUUUAAUCAUGUUUUGAUCAGAGGUGAAUAUUCAGUUCUGUCGUAAAUUAGUCACGAUCCACUAAACUAAACUGGAGGAUUGUUCAGUCGUGCUCUUAUUUUGGAAUAACAUUAUUUUACUUCUCAGUAGGAGGAGCUGUAGCCUUCCAUUGUUGAUAAGCCCUGCCCACCUUGGUAACUGUUAAGCCCUGCCCACCUUGUUAAAAAACAGCAUUUUAUUUUCUGAAUGAUAGUUUCCACAGAUUUCCGCAGCCAUAGCCAGCUAGCUAAUUAACGUUAGCAUCGUAAGUUGAGAAGAAACUCUUCAUCUCCAGGCCACUGAUUUUAUGAUGAGUAAAAAGAGUCUGGAGUUAAUUUUUCAUCGGCUAUUUACGUGUCAUAAUUUAGUUCUUUGUAAUAGUUCUGUAAAAGAAAUGUCGUUAAAACGUCGUUAAAACCUUGUUUUGCAGUAAAUUAUUAGUGUAAAAAAUGUAAACUUGUUCAAGACAAAAAGAUUUCAUUGAUUCAUUCAAACCUUUAUUUAUACAGGCGGGAAGCCACUGAGAGCGAGCUCUCUUUUUUUGAACGAUGCCCUGAUUACAAUACAAAUAUACAAAUAUACAGUAAAGGAACAAUAAUUCACAAAUGAACAAAAUACAGACAGAUUAAAAAAACAAUAAAAAGCAGCAGAAGUAAUAAAUGUUGGAACAGUAAAGACAGAGUCGUCUCUGGGUUUAACUUCUUGGUUCCUUUAAAUUUUUGGAAGUAAAACUGUUACUGCUGCUAGUUAGCCAGGCAUGCUAACAUCAGCCGUUGACUCUAGAGAAGGCUAACAUGCUGUUAAAGCUUUUCACACUUUUAUCGGAGAAUCGAAUAAAAAGACGAGUCUAAACUGACACGCCCGCUCUGCCUAGUAACAGUUGCUAAGCUGUGAUUGGAGAGUGACUGUUUGGGGCGGGGUUUAGUUAAAAACAUUGGUACGGUCACGUCAUAAAAUCAGCAUCUUCUCGUCCGUCACAAACUUCCUGUAUUAGACAUUUAGUUUUCUACUGUUAAGACAGAAUACACUAAACCUUACGCUACAUAGUUUGAACGCUUCUAAACUUCCUAAAGUUCUGUCGUAGGAUUAUUUCAGUGAAGACUGUUUUUUUAAAUGAUUAAAAUCCCUAAAUAUGAUGAUGUAAUACAAAAGAAAUAGUAAAACAUUCACUUUGGGUCUGAACAUAAUUUGAAAUAAUAUAUUUUUUGAUGUAUUACACAUGUUACUAGUUUUAUGAAUAGACCUUCAGAUAAGUGUAUAUGUAUCUGUUAAAGAUCCGUUUUGGUAAAACUUUGAUAGGAGUGAUAUAGAUGUUACGUGGUCUGAUGUGAACGAUGAAUCAUCUGCAUGCUUCCAGUCUGUAGGAAAAAUCCAUGUGUAGAGAUAAAAGGAAUCAAAGAAAUGAAAGUCAUUCUUUGUGGUAAAACGUAUUUAGAUCUGUGGCAGGUUCUGUCUGAACCUCCGAGAGAAGUGGAAGCACAAGAAGCAGUUUUCUGCCUGUAUGAGCCAUAUGUGAGUCUUGGUGAUGUAAUGAUGUGAUGAUGUCAUGAGGAGGUGUGUGGUGAUGUCAUGUUGGUACGAGCAGCUGCUCAGAAAGACGGAAGUGAGCAAAUAAAAACCAGACUUAAAGUUUUUGAAAAA
This is a messenger RNA of Paralichthys olivaceus (Japanese flounder), 3540 nucleotides long. RefSeq names its product aldehyde dehydrogenase 5 family, member A1 (succinate-semialdehyde dehydrogenase) (gene aldh5a1). Gene Ontology annotation, cellular component: mitochondrion. The record is from RefSeq and is a predicted model, not a curated record. Gene Ontology annotation, biological process: GABA catabolic process. NCBI's taxonomy places the organism in Eukaryota, Metazoa, Chordata, Actinopteri, Pleuronectiformes, Paralichthyidae. Gene Ontology annotation, molecular function: succinate-semialdehyde dehydrogenase (NAD+) activity.